Humulus lupulus (European hop) is the source of this 2397-nucleotide messenger RNA. RefSeq names its product DELLA protein GAI-like. The record is from RefSeq and is a predicted model, not a curated record. Bases 223 to 2007 code for a protein of 594 amino acids. Lineage: Eukaryota; Viridiplantae; Streptophyta; Magnoliopsida; Rosales; Cannabaceae. Gene Ontology annotation, molecular function: DNA-binding transcription factor activity; sequence-specific DNA binding. Gene Ontology annotation, cellular component: nucleus. The transcript has a single exon. Gene Ontology annotation, biological process: response to abscisic acid; hyperosmotic salinity response; regulation of DNA-templated transcription.
GGCCCCAAUUGUUCCUUAUCUCUUCCACGCUUCAGCCCCCUGUGCUAUUUCAUUGAACGUCUCACCCGUUACAGAUCUUUCUUAUCGUUCUCUCCGCGAAAAAUAAAGAAAAGAAAAUCGAAAAAGAAAAAUCUGAUUAAUUAAAUUAAAGCUUCCUAGAGAAAACCAUUCGAGCAUAUGGAGAAUACCUAGCGGAUUUUCUUCUGUUUCAGUAAAUCUGAGAUGAAGAUGAAAAGAGAACACCCAGAUAGCUGUGGUGGAGCUCGAGCAGGAGCUCUUGGCUAUGGUGGCACCAACAUUAAUGGUGGAGCUAAUAAUGGUGGCGAAUGUUCUUCAUUGCCAAACAGCAAGGCUAAGAUUUGGGAGGAAGAACAAGAAACUGGAGGAAUGGAUGAGUUGCUCGCCGUUUUGGGCUACAAAGUCCGUUCGUCUGACAUGGCCGACGUUGCUCAGAAGCUUGAGCAGCUUGAAAUGGUGUUGGGGUCAGCUCAGGAGGAUGGAAUUUCCCAGCUUUCCGAUACUGUCCACUACAAUCCAUCCGAUCUAUCUGGUUGGGUCCAAAGCAUGCUCUCCGAGCUAAACAACCCACCUACAAAUCUGGAUCCUUCCUCCGUUCUCACCAACCGUCAAAUCGACGAUUCUGAUUUCCUCCCUCCACCUGAGUCAUCUUCCAUCAUCGCAGGUGUCGAUUUCUCCGCAGAUGAUUCCGAGUACGACCUCCGUGCCAUUCCCGGCGUCGCCGCAUACCCACAUCCGCGAAUCGAGUCUCCAUCGGAUGACAAUCCUCACAAGAGGUUGAGGACCUCAAUUGGGUUGGAGGAGGCGAACGAGGUUGCCGAAUCAGCCGAGUCGGCACUGGCAUUAGUUAUGGUCGACUCGCAAGAAACCGGGGUCCGACUUGUGCACACGCUGAUGGCCUGUGCCGAGGCGGUUCAGCAGGACAAGUUGAAGCUUGCUGACGCUCUGGUCAAGCACAUCGGCAUGCUAGCAGCGUCUCAGGCUGGCGCUAUGAGGAAGGUCGCCACCUAUUUCGCCGAAGCUCUGGCGCGUCGAAUUUACGGAAUCUACCCCUCCGAUUGUUUGGACUCUUCAUACUCAGAUAUGCUUCAGAUGCACUUCUAUGAGACUUGUCCUUACCUCAAAUUUGCCCACUUCACAGCUAAUCAGGCCAUUCUCGAAGCUUUCGCUACCUCCAACCGGGUUCACGUAAUCGAUUUUGGGCUCAAACAAGGGAUGCAAUGGCCAGCCCUGAUGCAGGCCCUGGCACUGCGUCCCGGGGGGGCUCCGGCGUUUCGGCUCACCGGAAUUGGGCCGCCGCAGUCGGAUAACACCGACGCGUUGCAGCAAGUGGGUUGGAAGCUUGCCCAGUUGGCGGAGACCAUUGGAGUUGAGUUUGAGUUUCGUGGGUUUGUGGCUAAUAGCUUAGCCGAUCUCAAACCGUCCAUGUUCGAUCUUCGGCCGGCAGAGGUGGAGACCGUGGCGGUGAAUUCCGUUUUCGAGCUACAUCGUCUCUUGGCCCGACCCGGUGCCGCCGAGAAGGUAUUCGGAUCGAUCAAAGCCAUGAGGCCCAAGAUUGUAACUGUGGUGGAGCAAGAAGCGAACCACAACAGCCCUGUUUUUCUUGACCGAUUCACGGAAUCACUCCAUUAUUACUCUACACUUUUCGACUCCCUCGAGGGAUCUUCGUCGUCUACACCACCGAGUCAGGACCUGGUCAUGUCGGAGGUGUACCUUGGAAAACAGAUAUGCAACGUUGUGGCUUGUGAAGGCCCGGACCGGGUCGAAAGACACGAGACUCUGGACCGAUGGCGUGGUCGAUUCGGAAUGGCCGGAUUUGACCCGGUUCAUCUGGGUUCGAACGCAUUUAAACAGGCGAGCAUGUUAUUGGCCCUUUUCGCUGGGGGCGAUGGGUACAGGGUGGAGGAGAACAAUGGGUGCCUCAUGCUGGGAUGGCAUUCUCGGCCGCUCAUAGCAACUUCGGCAUGGCAACUAGCCACCGAUUCCUGAUGAGUUAACUCAAUUCAACUGAGUUCAGAGGAAAGCCCAACUCGGAAGAUCCAAUGAUGACCCAGGCCCGACAGACCGACCCAGAUCCAGAUGAUAACACUGAGUGAAUACGACUUUACUUGGCUGACGCUGAAUUGGGUUGUGAGUACGAGAGAGAGAGAGAGAGAGAGAGUGGGACAGUACAUGAGUUGAAAGUUGAAACGAGUCCAAUCAAACUUUGUAAAAAUCUGCACCUGUUGUUGAACUCCCACUUUCCUUUUUAAUCUACUUUUCUUCUAUCUUAUUUGUUUACUUUAAUUUAGUUUUUAUUUUCUUUUCUUUUCUUUUUCAGAGUCAUGAGUUACAACUUUGGAUCGAUAAAUAAGAAUCAGUAUUGUAUUCAUAUUUUUA